GCCACAGAAGGAGGCAUGAGCCACAGCAUCUCCUUUGCAGAGUUGGUCAACCUGGCAAUUGGCACUCCAGAACUUGGCAACGUCAAUUUCAAUGCCCUCCACUUAUUCCUGCACAGCCUCCUGGAGCACCUCCACCUGCGAGACGUAAAGAAAGAAAUCACCGAUGACGAGCUGGACUUUAUUAAGCCACCUUCUGGCCUUCCCGCCUCCGUCACGGCAUCGGCCGAAGCCGUCCCGCUGGCCAGGAAAUCCAGCUCCAUCUUCCACCAGAUGCACGAGAGGAUCUCGGCCCUUGAGAAGCAGCUGAACUUCCUGAACGAUACUCCGGGCACUGACCAGCUGCUGGCCCGCAGCCAGGGUGGGGGCCAGCCCGCCCAGGACAUGUGGCAGAUGAUGCAGCUGAAGAAGAAGAUGGAAGUGAACGAGGAAGGGAUGACCAAGGCAAUGAAGACCUUGCAGGAUCUGCUGAACAACAUCUACUCCUUGAAAGUGGCCACCAGUAACUUCGAGGGUGAGCUGGGACAGCUGAAGGACAGCUUUAGCAAACUCAAUGUGGAAGAAAUGAAGGAGCAACUUCUGCGUCUGGAUGAGCAGGCCAAACUGCUGGAAGAUCUCCGGGAGCAGCUGGGAGGAGGCGCCGCCGCCACCGCCACCCUCCAGGACGCCUCGGACCUGGUGCGCUGGAGCACCCUCUGUGAGACGCUCACAAGCCAGAGCUUCUUGGAGGAAGAGAAGGAGGGCCGAGAGAAAACCGCCCGGGAGGUGCUGGCCCUCCUUGCCCAGCUGCCCGAGCGGCACGAGGCCCUACUGGCCCGAACGGCUCAGCUGGAGGCUCAGCUGAAGCAGCAGGUGGGGCAAGGAGCCCUUUCGGAGCUCUCGCCUGAGUGGAAGGCUCUACUGGAGCAGAUGGACCGGAUGCAAAGCCAGGAGAAGCAGAGGAAGGAGUCCUUGCAAGGGAUGAGCGACCAGGUAGAGAAGUUGAAGGAACAAUGCGAGAAGCUCCAGAAAAGGAUGGAGAGGCUGACCAAGAGCACUGAAGACAUGCAGACCAUGCGCCUGAUGCUGGAGCAGUUGGACAUCAACAAAGCAGACAAAGCCCUGAUACGGGAAGAGAUGAAUGUGAAAGCCGACAAGAGUGCCCUGGAGACCAAAGUGAACCACGGGGAGCUGCAGGUGGCCACCAGCCAGCUCAGUGAGAUGAUGCAGGACCUGCUCCAGAAGAUGUCCCUCCAGGACAAGGACUGGCAGAAGGCCUUGGAGAAGCUCUUCACGGACAUGGACUGCAAGCUGGACCGGAUGGCGCUGGACCCUCUGAGCAGGGAGCUGGAAGAGGUGUGGAAGUUUGUCAAGAAGUACCUGAGCGAAGGCCCCCGCUUUGAUGCAGACAGUGCGGCCGGCUUUAAGAAGCAGCUGUUUGAGCGGGUGAAGUGCAUCUCCUGCGACCGGCCAGUGACCAUGAUGACCGGGCCGCACAUGGUCACGGUACGGAAGGCGCCCCUCAGGCCACGUCCAGCCAGCGCCAACGGCUACGAAUACCUGCAAAGGCCGCAGAGGAAGGAUCAGGAGGCCACCGAAGCAGGCAGCCAGCCGCCCCCACAGACCUGCUGGCAGUGCCAAGCCCACCACCAGGCCUGCACCAUCAAGCGGCUGUCCCGCUCCCAGGACCUCUCCACUGUCUAUCCCUACGGAGACCCAACCGCCCUCACCUAUGACCAUACUGAAGUGGACAUCCUCGGCGUUAACGGUGUUCUCUACAAAGGGCGGGUGAGCGCACAAGCUGGAGAGCGGGUGCUUGCCCUGCAGAAGGAGUUUGCAGUGAUGAAGCCCCCCCGACCCCCCUCGAAGAUGGAGAGAGCUCGCUCGGCCUUUGCAGACAUCGGUGCCUCUCCCUCGGCCUCUAACUCCAUGCGGAGGGGGGGCCCAGCCGGGGCUGGCGGUGGCAGCAGCAGCAACGGAACCCCUCGCCAGCAGCAGCACCAGCAACAGCAGCAGCCGCUCACCUUUGAGUCCAUGGACAGGACGGUGGCGUCUGUGACCAGGAGCCUCAGCCAGUCCCACUUCCGGAACGGUGGCGGGGUGGCAGGCCUGUGAGCUCCCCCUCCUGCUCCUGCUCCCCUCCAGGAGGCCGUGGCUGCCCCCAGCUGGCAGGGCAGGGCAGGGGUGCCAGAGUCUCUGCGUGAUGGCCCAGGCAGGUCCCACCCUUCUCCCCACAGAGAGCAGCUAGUAAGCGGGGCUCCCCCCCCUUUUCCUCUGCCAGCCCCACCACCACCACCCCAGCCUGCCCUCCUCUCACUUCUCGCCCAGUCUCUGCCUGCAUGGAACCAUCGUUCCCAUGGAGCACAGGGGGGCGGCCAGCAAGGGCUUGGGUUUGACUGCUGAGCAGGCGGGGUGUGUGUGUGUGGGGGGGGGUCUCGCUCUUGGCAGGGGAGGCUGGCUUGAUGCACAGGCCAGCCAUGAAUCUCCCAGACGCCACCUUUGGAAAGGGCUGGUGGACCCGUCUUUGGGGCCCAGCUCACCACGACGGGGGCCACCAGCAUCUCUUUGCACAUGUCCCUCCCCUCUGCAGAGAGCUUUGCUGCUAUGCGUGUGAGACAGGGUUUCGAAAAACCCACAACCACCUUCGGACAGGGUUUUGUUUGCAGCAUAGCCACCAGCUCACAGCCCGCUGGAAGUCAUUGGACUGCAAUGCCCAUCGUUCUUUGCCAUUGGCUGUGCUGGCUAGGGCUCACGGGUGCUGCCUCCCAGGAAGGAGCGGAGGGCCAGCCUUUGCCAAGUGGUCAAUAACAAGAGUCUGUGGAUGGUGGAAACGGCUCCAUAAAGUUAUUUGUUUUCUA
Messenger RNA from Pogona vitticeps (central bearded dragon), 2834 nucleotides. RefSeq names its product chromosome 13 C16orf96 homolog (gene C13H16orf96). NCBI's taxonomy places the organism in Eukaryota, Metazoa, Chordata, Lepidosauria, Squamata, Agamidae. The record is from RefSeq and is a predicted model, not a curated record.